AUGUCGGCGGAUCAGUCCAAGGCAUCCUCAUCGGCCUCUUCCAGCCCUCACGAGCCUCCUCAACCACCCGCCGUUGCCCACUACCCUCCAGCAGCUUAUGGCGGCCACUAUCCACCGCCGGGGCCGUACCCACCGCCCUUCUACGCCUACCCCGUCCCAGACCCGUCUCACCACGACCCUAACAAUCCGAAUGGUGCGCCGUCGCAAUCCGUCGCGCCCUUCUUUAUGGCAGUCCCCCCGCCUCCUCCGGGCAUGGUGUAUGCGUACCCUGUUCCCCCGACAGCGCCAGGUUAUCCCUUUGCACCGGGGAUGCCUGCCCCGCAGCCGCCCCCUAAGCCGAAGAGAAAGCAGGUCAAGAUGGCGUGCACCAACUGCGCAAGUGCCUGCAAACGCUGCGACGAGGCACGGCCAUGUGAGCGCUGCAUCAAAUACGGACUUGCAGAGACUUGCGUGGACGGUGUCCGCAAAGAACGCAAGAAGGGCAUCAAGCGGGGUCCUUACAAGCGCAAGAACCGUGCUACGAGCGGAGAAGGAAGUGCAGAGGGCGGGGAGGCAACAAAUGAGCAACCGGCGGCAGUACCACCACCCCCCGCUGGUUAUCCUAUGCCGCCUGAGGGCUACUCUUUCCCCUACGUAUAUCCUCCACCAAUGGGCUACGUCCCUGCCGCACCUGACGGGCAACCACACCCUGAAGGCGCAAAUGGCGCUCCCCCCGCAAUGCACCAUCCUUUCUACCCCUCCUACCCCGCAAUGUAUCCUACCCCAUACGGAUACCCCGGUGGGCCGAUGCCGUACCCUCCCCUCAUCCCUACCCCAAUUGCAGCUUCGCCGAACGGCACUGCGAAGCCCGACUCUGCGUCUGCGCCGCCAACUGCCAAUGGUGCUUCGGUUUCUGCUGACGCUGGCAAGGGGAAGAAGCGCUCCCGCGCGAAGAAUGGGGAGGAGAGCGGGCGUGCCUCUAAGAAGACCAAGGAGGCGGCGCAGGUCGACGUGCAGCAACAACCCCCGAAUGGUGAUUCAGGGGUCGCAGGGGUUGUCCAGCUGGAGAAGGACCAGCACCCACCGCCUCAGCCCCAGCAGCCGCCUCCCCCGUCUUAUGCAGGCCACGUCGACCCGUCUACUGGCUCGGGACCUGUCGCUGCGUUCGGCGGGCCGGAGCCCAGGCCGCUCAUGGCCGCGAUGUGA
Dichomitus squalens LYAD-421 SS1 is the source of this 1185-nucleotide messenger RNA. RefSeq lists its product as uncharacterized. The record is from RefSeq and is a predicted model, not a curated record. Lineage: Eukaryota; Fungi; Basidiomycota; Agaricomycetes; Polyporales; Polyporaceae. Gene Ontology annotation, molecular function: zinc ion binding; DNA-binding transcription factor activity, RNA polymerase II-specific; RNA polymerase II transcription regulatory region sequence-specific DNA binding. Gene Ontology annotation, biological process: cellular response to starvation; regulation of DNA-templated transcription. Gene Ontology annotation, cellular component: nucleus. The coding region runs from base 1 to 1185 and encodes 394 amino acids. The transcript is spliced from 4 exons.